GGUUUGGCGUGUGAAGUCACUGCGCCACGCUGCCUGCCCUAUAAUAAAUUUCAGAUAUUCAUAAAUAAUGAGGAAAAAAAGAUAAACACUUUUGGAUUCCCAUUCAAAAACUAAUAUGUGCAGAACAGCCUUGGGAUGUUUGAUUUGAAUUAAGUGAACGCUUUUGAGUUAUUCAUGGCAAAGACAAAGUGGAUCAAGGAGCAGAAAUGGAAAAUAAAUAAAUUGCAAGUUAUUUUUUAAUUGCAGUCAUGUUUGGUGUAUUUACUGAAAACGCAUCCCACCAUCUCCAUUUUUCUAUGUUAAGUGUACGUUUUCACUGAAGUACAACGCAUCGCAGUCAAUAAAGGAGGUUAACAAUGAAGGCUUCCAGCAUUAGGUUUUCUAAUAGUUUCAAUUUAAGUUUAAUUGUUUUUUGAUCCAAACAGAAUGCAAGAUUACUUUAUUUGUUUUAUAAUUCUUUAGCAUUUGCGAUUUUGAUUCGCUUAUCUUGAAACAGAACCUGGCACAAUCAAUAAAAAGUGUUUGCUGUUUUUGGUAUUAUAACUUUUUAUUUUAUUGUUCUUCCCAAACACAUUAAGGCUUUAUUGCGUUAUUUAUUUAGAAUAUCACCACUAAAAAGAUCGGGUCAUACCUGGCGUAUAAGAAAAAAAGAACAAUAUCAAUAUUUCUUCACUAAUACUCCUUAAUGCAAAAGUAAAACAUUCUCAUCUGCGUAAGAAUGUUUUUAUGUAAUAAAUUAAUGGUGAUUAUUUCAAAUAACUAUCAAUAUUCUAACUUUAUACGGUUCACACUAUACCACUACUUGUUAAAAUUAUUAUUGCUGUCGGGUUUUCUUGCAUUUCUCGCAUUACUUGCCUUUGUUACCAUAACAACGUCAGCGGCAUGAAAUGUGAUUUGGUCACAGACAGCGGACCGCUGGAGAUCAGGCUGCCGCUUCACAGACCGCCGGUAUGGGCGGCUGCCGUUACGGCUCAGUCUCGCGCUCUCGGUGCACUUCACACGCUACCCCGGCUCGGGACAGUGCUUAUAUUGCCUGCUUUGUGCUGAGUAGACUUACAGACGUCUCUAAACGUGUCCAAGGAGGGGAGUUCGCAGGUGGAUCGGAGAUCAAGAAUGGGAGUUCACCGUGAGAUGGAUCAGAGUUCCGUCCAGGUGAUGUCAGGAGGGAAAGAGACAAUUCCAGCGGUGUCUGAUGGCACACCUUUCUCUCUGACAAAGCGCUCUCCUGCUGCCAUGACAACCCUGACACUGGCCUUGCUGCUGCUCGCUGUGCUGCUUCAAUUGGCUGAGCCCGCCUUCCCCGAUGAGCCAGCGCCACUCAGCGUGGCCCCCGUGAAUGCUGUGUCAGAGUAUGCGGUGUUCACUGGACGGGCGUAUGCAUCCCAGUCGAGUCCGAGGAAUCUCCAGAUUGUGACUAUGCUGAAACUCAAACGCACCCUGCUCAUUGGAGGCAGGGAUAGCAUCUACAGCUUAGACUUGGAACAUCAGCCGCAAGAUGAAAUGUUCUACCGCAAGAAGAUCACCUGGGAGCCCACCGAAGAGAACAUCAAGAAGUGCUUGCAGAGGGGGAAGAGGAAGGAAGAGUGUCGGAACUUUGUGAAGGUCCUGCUGUCCUUUGACAAUGGAACUCUGUUCGCCUGCGGGACGAAUGCGUUCAGCUCAACUUGUAUAAAACUUGGGGCAGACUCUCUGGAGCGGAUCGGAGACCCAAUCAGUGGAACCGCAAGAUGCCCACAGGACGUCCAGUACAACAGCGUUGCCAUACUUGCAGAUGGAAGUCUCUACACUGCAACAGCGAUAGACGUCCGUGGGAUUGACCCCGUCAUCUACAGGAGUCUGAAGGAGGGCACCCCAAACCUGCGUACAAACAAGUAUGAAUCCAGAUGGCUGCAAGAUCCUCAUUUUGUCCACUCUCUGGAAUGGGGAGAACACGUCUACUUCUUCUUCCAUGAGAUUGCGCAGGAAUACCUCUAUUUGGAAAAGAUCUUAAUAUCCCGUGUUGCACGGGUUUGCAAGAAUGACAUGGGUGGCUCACCGAGGGUCUUGGAUGGCCAGUGGACCUCGUAUCUCAAAGCCACCUUGAACUGUUCGGUGCCUGGAGACUCGAAUUUCUACUUCAAUAUUCUGCAGAGCAUGACCAACAUCGUGACCAUCAAUGGCAGGGAAAUGGUGCUGGGAGUUUUUUCCACCCCGUCCAACAGCAUUCCUGGCUCCGCGGUGUGUGCUUUCGACUUGCAGACGCUGAGUGCAACUUUUGACGGGACCUUCAAGAUGCAGAAAUCCUCCGAUAACUAUUGGACCGUUGUCCCAGAUAACGAUGUCCCCAAGCCCAGACCCGGAACUUGUAUCAUCCCAAACACCACUUACAGCUCCAAGAAUCUUCCCGAUGAUGUGCUCAAAUUUGUCAGGGAGCACCCCUUGAUGAACGAUGGAGUCCCCUCGCUGGGGAACUAUCCUGCGGUCGUACGAACGGUACUCCGGUACCAGUUCCGCAAGAUCGCCGUGGACACGGAGGCCGGCCCUUAUGGCAACUACACGGUCCUCUUUCUGGGCUCCAGCUCUGGCAUCAUCUUCAAGUUCCUCUUCAGCCCAAAUCUGACCCCGAAUAUGCCCAGCUCCACCAUUUUUCUGGAAGAGUUUGACAGCUUUAACCCUGAGAAGUGUGGGGAGAACAGCUCGCAAUUCAGGCGCUUGGAGCACCUGGUCCUGGAUAAGCCCAGCAACUCCCUGCUGGUCACCUUCCCAUUUUGUCUCAUUAGGGUCCCUGUGGCUCGGUGCCAUCUUCACACACUCUGCAUGAAAAACUGUAUUUCCACCCGGGACCCUUACUGUGGCUGGACGAAAACCAACACGUGUACCUUUCUGGAGCUAGGGGCCAGGUACCCCUUUGUUCAGGAUGUGGAUUAUGGAGACACGUCUCAUUUGGGAUCCUGUGAAAGGCUCCAGCAGGAGAACUUUGUGAAGGACCCAGAUGGCAUGGUCUCUGUCAACAUAGUGGUGGCAUCGGCGGUGGCCGCGUUUGUCGCUGGCGCCUUGCUGUCUGGCCUCUCCGUCUGUUGGUUUAUGAGGCGCCAGCACCAACUUCGGAAUGCUGUCAACUCGGGAAAUUCAAGAUUUCGAGGAGAAACAACACAAAGCAUGAUUACGCACUCGACGGGGUCGGUAAUGAGCGUCACCCGACCCAAUGGAGGCUACGGUGGAAAUGACCAGGCACCUCCCAGGAGCCAGUCGGAAACUUUGCUUUCACCCCUGAUAAUGCAGAAUGAAUGGCAAAAGGCCAUGAUGGGGUUGACUUCAUCGGACGUUGACACCGAAGGCAUCUUGCCCACUCCAGAGCAGACCCCGCUUCAGCAGAAACGGCGACCGCCUGGGCUGCAGCUGAGCGGGCUGGAUGGCACCUGGGAGCAGACCGCUGUGUACUUCGGCUCGGGCCCAGUGGCCUGCCAAGGUUUAUCCACUUCUGUUAUGUACCUGAGCUCCAAGAACCUCCCUUCUGCUGUCAGCAUGGGAAGGGGGGUCCGGCAGUCCUGCGUGGACCGAGGCAGCACUUGUCAGCUGGCAGACCGUCCAUACCUUGCGCUGGCCAUGCCGGAGCAUCGGCCUAUGCCAUCUAACCACAGGAACUCUUCGGGGGACUACCCGUACCCCGUCACCCCAAAGGACAGCCCCAACAGAAGAAAGGUGGUCUCUGCACCCAAUACCAGUCUGGAUUUAGGAGAUCACAUAUGUGGUAACCCUGAAAGCCUUCGUUGUAACGGCAGCAGUUCUUCCUCCAUGCGGGCCAGCAGCCAGCACCUGCACCACUGCAAAAGUCACAGCCAGAGCAGCCAGCAGACGCAGCAGGGCAGCCUGGGCCUGCUGAGCUCGUCUCUCCACCAGACCUCGUUUCACGGCCUGGCAGACUUUGGCAGCGAAAGGACUCCUACAGGGCAGUGAGGAGCACGGGGAGGGCCAAGAUGGAGAGUGACCUGCACACAGUUUGGAAAUGAAUUGCCGCUCUUCUUUGCCGGUGAGGCUACGACGCCACUCCCCCCGGUGGGCUGAGCUUCUCACUUCCUUGCUGUGUUUCUCGAUUUACCCUUUUUAGCAAGUGAGCCGAAGUCCACACGUUCAGUCUACCUCCACCGCACCUCUUGAGGACAAGGCCGACCUGCCAGGCAAGGGGGCAUCACCUCCUGCUGCUGCUGCUGCUGCUGCCCCCCCCAGCCAUGUACUGGUCCAAGGUGGCACCAAGUGCCAGGAGGAGAAAACAUCUUUGUCCUUGGAGAGCUGAAACGGGGACUCGUCAAGCCGAACUGAAGCUCUGUAAAUUGGAAACACAGCAUUUUAUUUAAAAAAAAAAAAAUAAUAAUAAUACAACGAGUAACGUGAAUGUUCAGUGUACGCCGUCGGGACGGGAUAUCCAGUAGGCAAAAAUACAAAAGGAACGGGGACUUCUCCGAAUGUGACAACCUCCACAGGAGGGAAAACUGCAAAAAAAAAAAAAAGAAUGCCUGGGAGGUACCGAAAGUGGGAGGAAAUCGAGGAGCUGCGGCCCCCCUUCCGUGCCGCCCCGCAGAGAACAACAACUAGGGUUUAUUUGUUAUUCAAAUUUUUGAAGUUUAUAACUGUCGAAAAAAAAUGGAGAAGCCAGAACCCAGGUGGGUGGUGGUGAUGGUCUGGCACUGGAGGUCAGGGCAGGGAGCGACCCACUUGACCUCCUUCUCUGUCUCUGUGGCACUUAAGGACUUUUUUUGGGGAGGGGGGAGAAUUUAAACAUUCAGAUGCCAUUAUUGCUGUUAUUUAUUUUUUUGAACAAGAAGUGCAUUUCCAACACGGGGUGUUUACUUAUCUUUUAAUGCCUUGGAACGGCGAGGAUCACUGAUGCCCUGUGUGGAAUUAUUGGCUCAUAUGCAUUUCAUUUAAAGAAAGAAAGAAAGAAAGAAAGGUGUUUCUUCCAGGGGAAUUCACACAGACAGACAGCUUCUCUCAUCUCCACAAUACAAGGAUAAAUCACAACUAAAAAUAAUAGAUGAGAAAUGUACAUCCGUGGGCGAGCACAUCUCAUCUUUCACACGUUUUUGGAACUUUACGUUAUUAUUACAGAAGGCUUCUAACCACAGAGGCACAUGACAAGAGCAGCCAUUCAGCCCAAUGAGUGCGGCCAUCCCAUUCACUGAGAUUCUCCAUUAGAACAUUGUGGCAGUUCUGAUGAGAACAGACCAUUCAGAGCAACCAGCUUGUCCAUCCCGUUCACAGAGAGUCCAAAAUAACGUCAAGUCGAGAUGUGACGGUUAGAGCAGUUGUGACAAGAACAGGCCAUUCAGCUCAACACGCUAACCAAUCCUAAUCACUAAGAUUCUACAUCACACCAAUUGUGACAAGAACAGGCCAUUCAGCUCAACACGCUAACCAAUCCUAAUCACUAAGAUUCUACAUCACACCAAUUGUGACAAGAACAGGCCAUUCAGCUCAACACGCUCGCUAAUCCUAUUCACCAGGAUUCUCCAUCAAACCUAUGGUGACAAGAACAGACCAUUCAGCCCAAUAAGUGCUGCCAUCCCAUUCACUGAGAUUCUCCAUUAGACUAUCAAAACAAUUCUGAUGAAAACAAGAGAUGCAACAUCAACGAGCUCGUCCAUCCCAUUCACUGAGAUACAAUAGUCCAAAAUAACAUCAAGUCGAGAUCUGAAGGGCACUUAUGACGAGAACAAGCCAUUCAGCCCAACAAGCUCGUCCAUCCCAUUCACUGAGAUUCUCCAUUAGAACAUUGCGGCAGUUCUGAUGAGAACAGACCAUUCAGACCAACCAGCUUGUCCAUCCCGUUCACAGAGAGUCCAAAAAUAACAUCAAGUCGAGAUGUGACGGUUACAGCAGUUGUGACAAGAACAGGCCAUUCAACUUAACAUGCUCGCUAAUCCUGUUCACCAAGAUUCUCCAUCAAACCAACUGUGACGAGAACUGGCCAUUCAUCCCGACAGGCUCAUGCAUCCCAUUUACUGAGAUACAAUAGUCCAAAAUAACAUCAAGUCGAGAUCUGAAGGUUAGGGCACUUAUGACGAGAACAGGCCUUUCAGACUAACAAACUCAUCUGUCCUAUUCAUCGAGAUUCUCCUUUAGAACAUCAAAACACUUCUGAUUAAAACAGGCUGUGUAGAUCAAUGAACUCAUCCAUCCUAUUCACAAAGACAGUCCAAAAUCACAUCAAGUCAAGAUAUAAAGGUCAGAGCGCUUAUGACGAGAACUUGCCAUUCAGCUUAACCAGCUCACCCUCCCUGGGAUACUAAAACAGGUCAUGCAGAUCAACGAGCUUGCCCAUCCUAUUCACCAAGAUGCAGUGGUCCAAAGUAACAUCAAGUCAAGAUCUGAAGGUUAGAGCGCUUAUGAUGAGACCUGGCCAUUCAGCCCGACAAGACUGAGAUGGUCGAAAAUAACAUCAAAUUGCCCGACAAGCUCGUCUGUCCCAUUCACUGAGAUUCUCCAUUAGAACAUCAAAACUCUUCUGAUUAAAACAGACCUUUCAGGUCAACAAGCUCACCCAUCCUAUUCACUGAGAUGGUCCAAAAUCACAUCAAGUCGAGAUGUGAAGGUUUAGCUCAGUUGUCAGCCUGACAAGCUUGUCCAUCCUAUUUGUGGAGAUUUUCUCUCCAUUAGAACAUCAAAACAAUUACACACAGAGCAGGCCAUUCAGCUCAAAAAGCUCACCCAUCCUAUUCACAGAGAUGGUCCACAGUAACAUCAAGUCGAGAUGGGAAGGGUGGAGCAAUUGUGACACAAAGAGGCCAUUCAGGUCAACCGAGAAUGGCUCAUUUGGCCUAACUGGCUUGUCCAUCCUAUUCACCUCAAUUGUCCAAAAUAACAUCAAGUUGAGAUUUGGAAGGCCCUAAAACCCACCUCUCCACCACACUAUUGGUCCUUUAGUCCAUAUAUCUGUUCCUUUGAUUAUUUGCCUGAAGAAGGAGACAAUAUUCCAGCAGAAUGUGACUUGUUGAAUAUUCAUGGAGUACGUACAAAUAUGAUAGUUAAAAGUGUCAAUGGGAAGAAAGGAGAAGUCAGUACCAGAUAAGGGUUACGUGCUGCCAUAAAUAAAUCACCCAUUUGUUAUCAAACUGGCUUAAUCCAGUCCGGGGUCACAGAGACAAAUAAAUCAUAAUCAUAUUUUUAACAAUGAAUAGCAAACCAUAUGUGACCCUGAAGCAGAUAACAGGGCUAGAAAGUGAUGAAAGGAUGCAUUUUGCAGACACACAAUUCUCAGCCCUCUGAUCACAUUCAUACACCAUUCAAGUCGUAUUUUGCGCAUAAUUCUUAAUACAUACUAAUGAUCCUAUUUGUAUUCUGACUUAGUACAUUUACAUAUCUACUAUGCACACUAUGUGAUACCAGAUUCACAUUCAUAUUAUCUCAUGCUAAUUAUCAUAUAUGCAGAAUACAUUAUGUACCCUGAUCCUCCUCCUGUAAAGUGUCCUUAAAUCCUGCUAAUUAUUAGCACAAGUUAAUCCUGUAAAAUGUUACUACAAUACGUGAUCAUAAUCCUGAAAUGAACUAAAAUUUCAUGCACUUUAUCGUAGGGAGUCUCACCCUGUCCGGGUUAUAAUAACAUAAAAUAUAUUUAAUAUAAAACUGAUGACUGCGAGUAGAAACGACCCAACGUAUAGCGCACAUUGGAGCCACACAGUGGUCUCAGUCCGUUACUGCAGGUGCUCCUCAACUAGGGGGGGAGAGCCAUUGUGCAGGAAGUCGCCAACUCUCCUGGGUGACCAACCGUCUGUUCUGCCACUCCACUUUUUAAUCAGUUUAUUUAGUAAUAACAAUUAAAUUUAAGUCGUGCUUUUCUAGACAUUCAAGCGCUUUGCAUAGACAGAAGGGAGCCACUUCAGCCCCCACAAAUGGGCACCGUCCGACUGGGUGGUGUGAUGGCAGCCAUUCUUGCACCAGCACACUUCAGCUAACAGGUGUUGAAGGGCUGAGAAAGAUAAUUAGCCAAUUAGAGACACGAUGAUUUAAAGGGUCACAAUGGACAAGGUCAUGGAGGGCAAUUUAGCCAGGGGGGGGUCACCACACUGAUUUCAAAAGAUGCUCAGGAAUCUUUAAUGACCACAGAGAAUCAGGACCGCUGUUUGACGAAGAAUGGCUAUUUCAGGGGUAAAUAUAAAGCUAAGGGGGCUACUUUUUAGCACGUAACAGGUACGGUGUUGUGCAUGAACAUUACACCUUGUUAUCCUCCUGAUCCCACAUACAGUAGGUUUCAUUCAUUCACCUUAGUAAAAGGAAAACGUCUGUGUGUCGGUCAGGUUGCUAGGUCUCUGACAUUCCAGUAGACGACUUAUCACAAACAUUAACACUGCUUUUAUGAAUCCAAUUCCAAAAGGUGGGAGACAGAGAUACAUGCAUUGCAUUUGUCAUUCCAGCAGAUGACACAUCACAACAUGUUAACACUGCUUUUGCCAAAAAACAUUU
Messenger RNA from Polypterus senegalus (gray bichir), 8436 nucleotides. RefSeq names its product sema domain, transmembrane domain (TM), and cytoplasmic domain, (semaphorin) 6Bb (gene sema6bb). The record is from RefSeq and is a predicted model, not a curated record. NCBI's taxonomy places the organism in Eukaryota, Metazoa, Chordata, Cladistia, Polypteriformes, Polypteridae. The transcript is spliced from 17 exons. Bases 1114 to 3936 code for a protein of 940 amino acids. Gene Ontology annotation, biological process: axon guidance; positive regulation of cell migration; semaphorin-plexin signaling pathway. Gene Ontology annotation, molecular function: chemorepellent activity; semaphorin receptor binding.